AUCUCAUCUUUAACAUUGCGAAUAAUGUGCUGACAAAUGCGUAAUUUGUUUAAAUUAAGUCAUUAUGCUAACAAAGUUUACUUCUUAUCAUGCUAAUAAACAAACAUGCCCAAUAUUCCACAUUAAAAUAACCCAGUUUGUUCAUUAAAAUUUAAAAUAUUACUGAAAAUGUCAUCCGACGAUAUUUUGCAACCUUUAAUUCUGGAAAAUUGGCAUUUACUCGCAGAGUCGUUGAAGAAAAAUUGGCCUUCUAAUGUACAAUACUACUAUUUUAUUCAAACAGUCAGAAAGUGGAAGCUAAAAGAUGCGAGUAUACCCAUCACGAUUUAUUGUCCGAAUAGUGAUUACAAAUCUGGAAUUUUCAUUGCAUUAUCAACAGUUACCUAUUACUGUCUGGUAAUUUUUGCACCCGAAGAGUUUGAAGAUCUUCUAUUCAGAGCCGUAACAGAAACUAAAUUUAUAAAUUGGAAUAAAGACGUUUGCUUUGCAGCAGUGCAAUCGCGACUCAUUCCGAUCACUUAUUAUAUUGUUGAGUAUUUAAAGGCGAAUAAAGGGGUGGAAAUAAAAUGGAAUGAGUCGGGUAAAUGUUUAUUUAAACCCAAAGAAGAGUGCAUAGUUUUUGAAGAAAGAAUACCAGAAGACUGUUACCUUAAAGAACUUGACGAAACUCAUGUGCCUCUUAUACAUUCUGUAUGGCCCCUUCGAUCCACAUUCGAUGAGAAACUAACAUAUCAACAUGUAUUGAAAAUGAUUCAGUUCAAUAAAGGAUUGGGAUUAUUUUCCAAAAGUACAAAUCAACUUCUAUCUUGGGCUUCACAGUCAGAAUUUGGAGCCAUCAGUUUCGUUCAAACAGUCGAGUCUUGCAGACGAAGAGGAUAUGCAAAAAUUGUCGCGAACUCUUUGGCUAAUAAACUCGCAAUCGAAGGAACAGAUUCAUUUGUAUUCAUUAAUGAUCAAAACCACAACUCUGAAAUUAUGUUCAAGUCGUGGAAUUUUAAACACGUUCAAGGAUAUUCCUGGAUGGGAAUGCAUAAGAAGGAACUUUAAAAAUCCGUUCAUUUUUGGUACCUUAAGG
Leptopilina heterotoma is the source of this 1075-nucleotide messenger RNA. RefSeq lists its product as uncharacterized. Bases 169 to 1047 code for a protein of 292 amino acids. The record is from RefSeq and is a predicted model, not a curated record. The transcript has 4 exons. NCBI's taxonomy places the organism in Eukaryota, Metazoa, Arthropoda, Insecta, Hymenoptera, Figitidae. Gene Ontology annotation, molecular function: acyltransferase activity, transferring groups other than amino-acyl groups.